AUGUCGCAGGAGAAGGACGUGGAAGUGAUGGAGUCGGGAUUGUUGGGAGAGGUUGUUGAGCAGGCCUUGAUCUUGUUUCUGGCCGCAAAGGUGGAUGUCGGCUCGCUCCAACCGGGCGUGUUCAACAAGCUGCGGGCGAAUUUCUGCUCGACUUCAGAGCCCUCGAGGGCGGAGAGGGCGGCCUUCCUGAAGAGUUGGGCCGCAGCUCUGCAGAACGCCGCGGUCAUGGACCUGAGAAGGCUGAAGCACGUGCAAGCACUGAGCCUGGCGCUUCAAAGUCCAGAUGCCGAGGUCCUUGAAGUGACCUGCUCGGAGUACCACCCACCUAGCUUUGACUUGGGGGCAUCCAUUCAGCAAGGCGUUUCCUCUACGGGCAGCUGGCUGCAUGACCACGAGCAAACGCUCCUGCUGCUGCUGUUGCUGCUUUUGCUGGCAGUGGCCAUGUGGGCAGCGCUGAUCUACGGCCCGAGGGGAUACCAGAAGCUCACGGGCCCUGACCAGCGCACGAUCCGCCGCACCCUUGCGCAACGUUUUGAGUCGCGUGCAGCUCGCAUAGAGCGGGUGAAAUCGCGGGUGGAGAAGUACUCUCAGCGUGCCCUCGACUUGGUCAUGGCUCCCGAGCCGGACUUCGAGGACACAGAGCUGCUGUACUAUGUGAAGGUCCUGAAUAGAUGCAGAAGUCAUGCCAAGGCGCUGCUCGAUGCUAGGACGCAUCUGAAAGUUUGCCCAAGCUUCGCCCAUGGCACGGAACUGGAGAGCUUGGUGCGUGCCCAGGUGAUGUGUGGCUCAGCCUGGGGUCAGUGGCACAGCGCGGGAGACUGCGAGCUGUGCAAGAGACGUCACUUGGCGUCCAGCGUAACAGGACCAGCAAAGCAGCUGUGCGAACGGGUCAUCUUUCGGCAGUCCAAGGCCCUGCGCACUGAGGAGUUUGGCCUCGCAGGAGGGACAGUUCUCGUGGUCUUGGGCCAUCAAAGAUUGGCGCCUUGGGGCAAUUGGCAAGAGGAUUUGGAGGCUGGCACAGGCUGUAGAUCCCACCCGGACGCCGGAACGGCGGCAGGGGCGGAGCAGGCCUCAGUUGACAUUUUGCGCAUGGGCAUUCUGUCCACAAGGACUCUGCAGCUCGCGCAUCUUGCGCCGGCGUCCUCGGCUCUGGGCCGGGCAGUGGGCCAGGAGCUGCAGCGACGGGUGCGCCAGUUGCUGCAUCCUGCUUGGGGAGAUGACGCAGGGAGCUCCAGCGGCAAGUCCAGCAAGCCACAGGACAUUCAUACCCUGGCGGCGCGCUAUGCUGGUGGCUGGUCUGCCUUACUGGCAGGGAGGGAGUGGCUGCUGGAUACCUCGCUGCCAAAGGCGCCUCGACGGUCCAGCGGCACAGCCGCAGCGGUACGCAACUCACUGCUGCUCUGGGACAUCAUGAGGGAAGGCGACGCCGCGCCUCUCUGGAGCGGCGUUCUGCCCUUGGCGCCCUUUCUGCGACAAAGCUUCGCGGAGGAUUCGGAUGGCGAGACGGUGCCAUGCACGUAUUUGUACCCUCAGAGCUCGCAUCUUCCGGGUUGCGAGCACCAAUUUCGGCACGCCCGCAGCCGGCGCCCCAAGUUCCAGAUCUCGGCCUCCACGGAGGACCAGCGGAACUGGUGGCAUCGAUUGUCCCUGCUGGGGCCCAACUGCGCCGAGACGCAGAUCGGCAAAGUGGGCUUCAUCCCGAACCGCUUCUCGCAGCAUGGGGCUUCGCCCAUUGACCCCAGCUUGCCUGAGCCACAGGAGAUCGUCAGAGCGGUGGAUGGCGUGGGCGAGCCGGUUCCAGGUGUGUACCGCCUAACCUUCGGCGCUUUCUACGAGGAGAGGAGCCGCUGGGGGCACAAGUCUUCCUUCACUUUGCACCUCUGGAUUGACAGCCGCCGUGGCCUUUGCCACGCGGACGUGGAUUUCCGUGUGGAGGACGCGGCCUGGGCGGCCUGGCUUGGCCACGGGCGCCGAGCGCCGGUCCGGCCGAGCAAGCGCUGA
Molecule: messenger RNA, 2001 nt
Organism: Effrenium voratum
Lineage: Eukaryota; Dinophyceae; Suessiales; Symbiodiniaceae
Source: the annotation of a GenBank genome assembly